GUCCACCGAAUUUUCAUUGCCACUCGGCAAGUUUAUUCUGACCUCUUAGCGCGCCGGUUACAAUGAUCGAGUAGAUACAGUAUCAACGAAGUGCUAAUAUACCCAUACACCUCACUAUAUCAUCUCUCGGCAGCAAGUAUCACCGCCGAUGGGCAAACGGCACUGGUACACUCCAUCCCAUCCCACCCCAAUAGCAACCACUCGGCAUGGUACGCUGAGCUGAACAAAGUAUGUACAAUUCCGAGAUCCCGAGCCUAUGUACCAACCUGCGCAAGGGGCCUGUGAUGAUCAUUGAUUAGGCUUUUAGAUCUGGUCUGUUCGCGUGCGCCCUCCCAACCAGCCCUCCCGCGGCUUCACACCACUCGUCGCACACACCUGUUACAUACCUCGGUCCACUCGCCAGAGUAGAGUACAUCUGGUCACAGCUCGUAACUUCGAACUCUCCCUCGAGCCCGCACUCCCACUUCAUCUCUACUACCCCUCUCUCGCAGACCGCAGAGUCCUCCAGGCUCCAACUGUUCAGCUUCGAACGGUCGAACUUACAACCUCAUGUAUAAUACGGUAUAUACACAUGAGGUUGUGCACGUCUUCGGCGCUGUAUCCCUCGUUACCGCAGCGGCACUUGGAUACAACGAGCCAACAACGAGCCACGAAUGGACCACCGACGAACCACCAACAAGCCGAAGGGAAAGAACCAUCGAGCGUGAUUUGGGUACCUUCCCAGCUAGCCAGGCCGCUUUCUGUUCCUUUUCUUUUCUUUUCUUUGCAAAGUUAGGUAUAUCAGUUCUGUGGGAGCGGGGGGAACCGAGUAACAAGUGUGAUGCAGCCGUCGGAGCGAGAAGUCGACCACGCCUGUGUGCACAUGGACCGAAGACAAUGCGUGUGAAAUACAUCUACGGACCUACGGUACACACGAUGCGAUACCUACGUCGUCUCGCAGGCUUUACAUGCGCGGAAUCUGCCCCACCAUGUCUGGUCCCUGGUCCUUAAUCCUUCCAGUAGUUCGUGGGGCACAGCUCGUCGUGCUCUGCUGGGGACUGCGCAGAAGAGCCAGGUCGUAAUAACUCUCACGUGUCCACAGCGGAACCCCAGGCUACAGCAUGUAUCGAGUAGCAGAGGGGUGCGGCGAUUAUGGUGGCGGCCGUGACUCGUGACUCGUGAGUGCCCACACAUACAGAGAAUAUCGCAGUCGCCGUACCCUACUAUCCUACUAUAGCAGGUGCGACAUACCAUGAUAUCACUGAUCACUGAUCAACAGUGCUGCUGCUACUACUACUUCUGAUAGUUUCCGGAUCCCGCAUCUCGUGGUAGCCAGAGAUACCUAGCUCUAAAAAGUCAAG
This is a messenger RNA of Tricharina praecox, 1340 nucleotides long. RefSeq lists its product as uncharacterized. The record is from RefSeq and is a predicted model, not a curated record. The transcript has 2 exons. Bases 550 to 990 code for a protein of 146 amino acids. Lineage: Eukaryota; Fungi; Ascomycota; Pezizomycetes; Pezizales; Pyronemataceae.